Molecule: messenger RNA, 1907 nt
Organism: Aspergillus glaucus CBS 516.65
Lineage: Eukaryota; Fungi; Ascomycota; Eurotiomycetes; Eurotiales; Aspergillaceae
Product: KH domain-containing protein
Exons: 9
Coding region: 284-1771 (495 amino acids)
Cellular component (GO): nucleus
Molecular function (GO): RNA binding
Source: RefSeq, a predicted model, not a curated record
CUGCCGGGGUACUCAGCGACAGGUGAUCGCUCUGGGGUCUUUCAUCUCAUUCUUUAACCAUCUUAUACUUACUCUACAGCUCAUAGUACUCCCAUAACCGAGUAUCAUUCCGGUACAUAUCAGUUCACUUAGUGUCCGCCGGGAUCGUCUCGGACUCCACCAAAUCCUUUCUCCGUCGUUUUCGCAGUCCCUCUACGGAGCACCGUACACUUGCCUUGGGAUUUUCCGCAUAUCCUUACGACCAUUCCCUGUCACAGGCUUAUCAGCAGCUUAUUUUUCUGCCAUGGCUGACGACGAUCGCCGUAAGCGUUCCCGUUUCGACCAGACGGAACCAGAGCCCCGACGCCCGUCGCGUUUCGACCGUCGUUCUCGAUCUCCCUCGUCUCGACAAUCCGAAACUACUCGCACUCGCAGCCCUCUAAGUCGCGAACCUGGAAGCCCUGGUGCAGACACGGGAAAGAAAUCUAGUGGAGACCCUGCCGCAGCCGCAGCUGCCGCCGCGGCCAAGAUCAAUGCUCAGUUGCAGGCAAAGAAGGGUAUUCAGCAUGUCGAUGUGCCUCCAAUUCGCUCGACGUCGAGUCCCGCACCGCAAUCCGCCUCGCCGUCGAACGUUGAUGCUUCCGGAAAGCUGAAUGCUGAAAUCUACGUUGCUGACGGAGACUAUAUCAAGGAUAUCGAGAUCAAUGACUUGCGCAAUCGCUACACUCUCACAAAAGGCUCUACUCAAAAGAUGAUUAAAGAUGAAACUGGCGCGGAUGUCACGACCCGAGGCAAUUAUUAUCCGGAUAAGAGCUUGGCUACUGCCGCGAAUCCCCCUCUGUUCCUUCAUGUGACGAGUACGAACAAGGACGGGCUCGAAAAGGCCGUUGAAAUCAUCGAUGAUCUCAUGCAGAAGGAACUCCCGAACCUGGUCGAUGAACGACGAUUCCGUCGACGUGAGCCACCGGAGCCAGUGGAACGUGAUGAAUAUGGUCGUCGCAAAUGGCCCGAAGAGCGUAUUCCUGUUGACCUUGAACCGAUUCCCGGAUUCAACCUUCGCGCCCAAGUAGUCGGACAGGGCGGUGCUUAUGUGAAGCAUAUCCAGCAAAGAACCCGCUGCAAGGUCCAAAUCAAGGGCCGCGGAUCUGGCUUCAUUGAGCACAACACCGGCAGGGAAAGUGAUGAGCCGAUGUAUCUACACGUGGCUGGACCCGAUCCCAACGAUGUCAAUACCGCAAAAGAGCUCUGCGAUGACUUGCUCGCCAAUGUCCGUGAACAGUACCAACGGUUCAAGGAAAACCCGCCCCAGCACAACUACGGUGGUGGCUAUGGUCAGCGAGGAGAUCGUCACCAUGGUGGACAGGGUGGACAGGGUGGAUACGGCGGUGGUGGUUAUGGCGGCUACAACAACCAUCACCAACAACAAUACUCGCCAGCCACGGAAAGCCCAUCCGGACAGGCCACCCCUGCAGCAUCCACCGCCGGUGCUGGUGUUGGUGCUGGUGCUGCUGCCAGCGCAGCUGACUACAGUGCGCAAUACGCCCAAUACUACGGAACCGACCCGUACGCUGCAUACGGCGGUUACCAGAACUAUGUCGCCUAUUAUCAAUAUUACCAACAGUAUGCUCAACAGCAACAGGAACAGCAGCAACAAUCGCAAGGUUCUACCCCACAGCCGCCUCCGCCAUCUGGCGAAGCUCCCCCGCCCCCGCCGCCAGGCUCUGGUUCUCCCCCUCCGCCUCCGCCUGGAGGUGCUGGUUACAGCGCUGUUCCUCCGCCGCCGGGUCUGUAAUUGUACCUUGGAUCUCAUUUGACCCAGGAAGGGUGGAGGCUUGCUUAGAACGGGUGGCUUUGUGUUAUGGUAGAUUUGCGGGCAUGGUUCGUCAAAGAACUAUAUGUGGACAUGCUGAUUCUGAAGACCCUGAGGG